Molecule: messenger RNA, 1749 nt
Organism: Dothidotthia symphoricarpi CBS 119687
Lineage: Eukaryota; Fungi; Ascomycota; Dothideomycetes; Pleosporales; Dothidotthiaceae
Exons: 2
Coding region: 319-1686 (455 amino acids)
Cellular component (GO): cellular bud neck; plasma membrane
Source: RefSeq, a predicted model, not a curated record
GGGUGACCCACUUUCCGCCAGUGUCCGCCGUGACAGAACGCGUAACACCAGUCGUUUGAGCUUGAUGAAACAGCACCUGGUUGCUUGGAGUUGGGUUUCUUGCGCUCUUCCACUCACUUUCCAAAACCAGCAACGACUUGAGGUGUGAGCAACUUCAAUUUUCGUCAACUACUUCUUGAAAGAUUUAGAUCACGCCUACGAAGUACUGCCCGUCGAUAUACACAGCCUCGCUCGUCAGAUCAGCCCCUCGAACCGGGAACCUCGAAUGUCAAAACCGUUACUCUGCGAAUUCGCUCAGCUUACAAAGUCACGCCGACGAUGCACACAUUCCUUGCGCCCCGCGAUCCGUUUACGGACGUAAAAACAACUCUUUCAUCAUGGGACAACUGCAUGGCCAAAACAUAUUGCAAAUGGCCCGUCAUAGCCGUCAUAAUUAUCGGCGGCCUCAUUGCCCUCUCAGUAGUACUCUGCAUCGCACGAUGUAUAUGCUGUGGUGCUGAAUGCGUAUGCUGUUGUUUCCGAUGCUGCGCCUGCUGUUGUGGCGGAGGUCGGAAACCGAGAUCCGGACAUCAACGCGUCGCGAGCGAACCAGCGCCCACAUACCCCACGGGAUACGCUGCAGCGCCGUAUCCAGCAAAUUCGCCUGCUGGGAACCCGUAUGCACAAGCGCACGCUGCUGCUCCUCCGCCGCCGAUGAAUUUCUAUCCCGUGGACAAGCAGUACCAAGCGCAUGCCGCGCCCACGUUCAACCCACAGACAAACCCAGCAUUCAACCCACAGACGAACCCAACAUUCAAUCCACAGACAAACCCGACAUUUAACCCACAAACAAACCCAACAUUCGCAACAUUCGAAACCAACGAGUCGAGGAAACCAGUGAAUGAGGAUGCGCUGCCUCCAAUGCCGAGCUGGGGCGAAGCGCGAAGUGUGCACGUGGAGGUCGAGGAGAGAGUUGUGCCGCAGAGGAGGGGGGACAUGGAAAUGGACCGACUGAACUACAACGGCAGCAUAGCGAACAGCUCAACAGGGGGUGUAGCAGCAAUGAACGCCAGCGCGAGACGAAUUCCAGCACCGAGCCCAGGCCCAGGACCAAUGUCCCCCGUAUCCCCUCUACAGGAAAACUACAACCACGCUCCAGGAUACUCAAACGACUCCCUCGUAAGCGCAAUGCCGCAACAAAACACCCCAGACCAAUACCACAGACCCUACCCCCAGCAGGACGACUACCACCGCCGCGGCUCCCCCGCCCACUCCGUAUCCCCCCUCUACGGCGCACGCGAAGCCCACACGCAAAACGCGCAGAACUACACUCAAGACCCCUACAACCGCGAACCAGCAUACAUCCAACAGCCUCCCCCAGAUCGCUAUAACUCCCCCGCUCCCCCCUCUUACACAACAAACGACUACACCCAACAACAACAACAACCGCAGAGAUCCCACACACCGGCCUACGCCUACCAACAACAACAACAGCAACCCCAACGCUCAAACACACCAGCCUACGCCUCCACAGCCUCGACUCUCUUCGAGCCCCCCUCCCCAUCACACACACCUACACCUGCACCUACACCUGCGUCGGCAUAUCCAGGCCAACAGUCGUACCAGGCUUUCCGACCCGGGGGGGAUGGCCAGCAGUAUACGGGGGUUGUGAGGAAGGCGGUGGGGGGGUCGUAUAGGGAGGUUUGAUGGGAGGGUUUUCCUAUGUCUUGGUUUGACUUUUGUGGGUUCAGGGCGUUAUUUAGCGAUGGU